AUGGAUUACAACCUAGAGUUAUCGAGGUUGAACUCAACAUUACAACAGGUUGUGAGCAGUUCGCAGAAUGUCGUCUGGACCGGUACCAAAUUGUCUUCGAGUAUUGAUUAUAUUAAAUGGUCACGUCAAAUGUCUAGACGUAUGAAUGCUAUUGGUAAUGGUUUAGAUGUAUACUAUGAAAAUGGUUCUGUUUGUUUUGAAGCCCAUGGUGAUCCUGAACUUGUUGCUGCCUUGAAAAAGACUUAUGAUGGUAUUAUUGAGGAAUAUGUGUCUGCUAGUGUAUCCCAAGAUGUUAUUGAUCGGUUGGAAGCAAGGAACACAUAUGGUUAUUCAAGUAUUGUCUUCUUGAAAAGUCAUUAUGGAACCGUAUCCAUGAUCAAUGCUGUCCGUGUCUUUGAAUCCGUUUACACUCCUUAUCCUGGUUCUCUUGCUAAAAUUAAUAGUUUGUUUGAUACUGCUGAAUCUUUGAAACUUACUGAUGCACAGAUGAAAGCUUGUCGCUAUUUAGCUGUUUGGUCAAUUCAUAAUGAUUUCAAGCCUGGUGAUCUGGAAAAGAUUUUUGCUGCUUACCAUCAAGAGUUUGGGAAAGAAUUUGAUGAUUUCACUAUGGAUAACUUGUUGGAUAUAAUCUCAAACUUAUGUCCUCCUGUAUCUACCUCUGAUCCAUCUGUUCCCUCCACUGAAUCAAGUUUCGCCGCUUAUCAAAAACGUCCUAUCAAUGAAUUAAAGUGUUUCAACUGUGGUGCUCGAGGUCAUACUUAUAGGAAAUGUCCAAAACCAAGAUCUGAAGCGCAAUCCAAGAAAAUUACUGAUAUUAGGGCUGGUAAAGUUCAGAAAGAUACUGCCUGGUUUGGAUUCAUUGGUUUUGAGCCAAAUCACACUGGUGAUUCUGUCUUUCUUGACAGCGGUUGUUCUAAACAUGUGUUUAAUUCAAGAGACUGGUUUACUAAAUUCACUCCAAUUAAUAAUCAAUUUAUUAUCGGUAUUCAUGGUAAUCAAAUUCCUGUGUUAGGUAUUGGUACUGUUGUUUUAACUCUCGCCAAUGGAUCCAGAUUGACUUUAAAAGAAGCUAAUUAUGUCCCGAAUGCUGCUGCUAAUCUU
This is a messenger RNA of Bactrocera neohumeralis, 1101 nucleotides long. RefSeq lists its product as uncharacterized. NCBI's taxonomy places the organism in Eukaryota, Metazoa, Arthropoda, Insecta, Diptera, Tephritidae. The transcript has a single exon. Gene Ontology annotation, molecular function: nucleic acid binding; zinc ion binding. The annotation marks the transcript as partial. The record is from RefSeq and is a predicted model, not a curated record.